Triticum turgidum subsp. durum (durum wheat) is the source of this 1191-nucleotide messenger RNA. NCBI's taxonomy places the organism in Eukaryota, Viridiplantae, Streptophyta, Magnoliopsida, Poales, Poaceae. The record is from the annotation of a GenBank genome assembly.
AUGGCGGCAAUGGCAUGGAGCUCGUCGUGGCUUGAGGUGCUACGUUCAGGUUCGUGCAGUGGUGGUGGUUGGCGGCAGCUGGUGGUGGAGGUGUGUUCUCCAGUGAUCCCGACGCCAUCCGGUGCUCUGGAUCCGCAAGUUCUGUUAUAUGGCGAGGAGCUCCGGCGAAAGCACUGCCUUGACCAAGUACUCAAGACACUGGCGAUCAGAGAAGCGUUGGCCUUGGCAAAUGACUUGUACAUCACGGUGAUUUGGUGCCCGAGCCCAGAUGAUCCUGAAAUCUUCGGCGCCAGUUCCAGGCUCGGGAUCCGAAUAAUUCGUUCUGACGCGUCUGACAUCGAGCGUGUAAAAAAGGACGUACGGUCCUUGCGGCGGCGCUCGUUCUGCACCGGCGGGCACGGAGAAAUGGAAGAUGGUGGGGUUGAGUUCCUGCUUGAUGUCAUUGGCAGGUUCCCAUUACGAGAGGAGUUCGCGGACAACCUCGAGCACCCAGAUCCGGUUCCCCUGGUCUUGUUACCAAACAGCGGAGCCGGCCUUGCCGUUCCUGCGGACUCAAAUACUGGGUCUGUUUGCGCUCAACAGCUCGGCGGCGAUGGGAAUGAUAUGGCAGGAGUUGGAGUCCGCCGUCGUGCGGAUGCAUCACCGACGAGGUUGACUCAGUCUACUGACAGAGUCAAUCCAGAGGUACCUGGGAGGACAAAAAGGUGUGAGCCCAAAUCCUCCCGCUGUUGGUCUGUCACUAAAAAAAGUCCAUAUACACCAGAAAGUUAUGGCUGGGCAGUGAGCCACCAGAUGACGAUGGACUCUAAAGUCAUGGGCUAUAGAGUUGAUUGGCUAAAGAAGUUCAUGUUCCCGGUGCAUUUCAUGGAUUGCUGGUCAUUAUAUAUCUUGGAUACCGAUAAGAAGAUUGUGAUGGUGCUUGACCCAAUGGAGACAAAUCUGUCGGAUGAGAUGAAAAUCAAGCAUGGGCCUCUAGCAAGGAAGUUUCAGCAGAAGUUAUGCACCCUAUUCAGUGACAUGUUCGGAGCCGGUUUGGUUGAGACCACUGGAUGGGAAGACAGUGGCGUAUAUGUUGCUCACUACGUCCUGGAGUUCACCGGUCUAUACCUUAGAUCAACUAUAACCCAGGGUCAGAUCGAGCACCUGCGCAAGAAGAUUGCAUACGAGAUAGUGAUCAUGAAGGGAAACUAG